Haliotis rufescens (red abalone) is the source of this 2522-nucleotide messenger RNA. Its product is annotated as immune-associated nucleotide-binding protein 9-like. The transcript has 7 exons. NCBI's taxonomy places the organism in Eukaryota, Metazoa, Mollusca, Gastropoda, Lepetellida, Haliotidae. Gene Ontology annotation, molecular function: GTP binding. Bases 139 to 1701 code for a protein of 520 amino acids. The record is from RefSeq and is a predicted model, not a curated record.
GCUUGGGACUUCCUUCUGCUCUCCCAUAAAAAUGUGAGGGAGCGAGCAACCACAGCACAAAGCCGGACGACCCAGACGGACUCGGUGAGCAAGGUGCCCUACGCUGACUGCUGUUACUGCAUAGAAGACACCCUGACAAUGGACGACGAGAUGGAGAAUUUUGAACUGGAGUCCAAAGAUAGCGACUAUGAUGACGAGAUGGAGAAUUUUGAACUGGAGUCCAAAGAUAGCGACUAUGAUGACGAGAUGGAGAAUUUUGAACUGGAGUCCAAAGAUAGCGACUAUGAUGACGAUCCUUGGAGAGACCUAGUACCAGGACAUAGAGAGGAAUCGAAGCCUCACAAUGAAGCAUUUCUUGAGAGUCUUUAUGCCGGGAGGAGUUUUGUGAAGGAUGAGACGAGGAUAGUUUUAAUUGGGAAGACUGGAUCUGGAAAGAGUGCCACAGGAAACACACUGGCUGGAACUCAGGCGUUCGUGUCGAAACUCUGCGGUGCAUCUAUAACCAAAGAGUGUCAACAGGAGAUGGUGAGAAGGUUCGAUCGACAUAUUCAGAUUGUGGACACUCCUGGAUUGUUUGACACAGGAAUGACAAACGAAAUGUCGUCUAGAGAAAUCAUGAAGUGUGUGGCGAUGACCUCUCCUGGACUUCACUCUAUUGUCCUGGUUACCAGACUGAACCGUUUUACAGAGGAAGAACAACAGACUGUCCAGUAUUUCAUGAAGGUCUUUGGGAAAGACGUUUUGAACUACCUCGUUGUUGUUUUCACGGGAAAAGAUGACCUGGACCAGCAUGGGAUGACCAUUGAGACCUUUAUCCAGGAUAGCCCUGGUCCUCUGAGGAAACUGAUUGCUGACUGUAAAGGUCGUUACUAUGCUCUCAACAACUUCAUGUCUGACAUUGAGAAAGAAGAAUGGGUGAAGCAUUUCCUCCAGGGGAUUGAUAGGCUGGUGUCGUCCAAUGGUGGACGAUGUUACACAACUGAAAUGUAUCGUAAAGCCGAAUCACUGAUGAAAGAACGAGAACAGGAACUGAAGAAGAAACUGGAGGAACAGCAGCAGGCAGAGCGGGAGAUGAUAGAACAGAGCAUCAUGGUCAAGUAUGAUGAGAUGACGCAAAGUCAGGAUGAGAAGAUGACUGAACUUAAGACACAGCUACAGGCGAUGGAACGGAAAGGCUUAGAUGACAAGACAAGGUACCAGGGAGCUGUGAAUGAGCUGCAGAAUAAACUUGCGAAGGCUGAUCGGGAGAGGAAGCAGAUAGAAGUUGACAGGAUAAAGUAUGAGGAUGAGAGGAGGAAAGAAAUGGAGAAAGGAGAGAAAGACAGGGAUGAGGCGAUGUUAAAAAUGAUGUAUAGAAUGGAAGAAGACAGACGAAGAAGGGAGGAGGAAUUGAAUGAGACCAUGGAGAGAAUUGAAGUCGAAAGAAGGGAGAGGGAUGCUGAAAUUAUGAGAUUGGAGAAGGAGAAUAGAAAACGUGAAGGGGAACAUAGAGAGGAGGUGAUGCAGCUUCAGAAGAAAAAACAGUCUGAGCUUGAAAAGAUGCAGGAUGAUAUGAGGGCUGAGAGGGAAUCAAAAGCCCGUAGGCUGGAGGAGGUAGCCAGAGGCAUGGCAAGGGAUGAGGCAAAGGAUGAUGGGUCGGGCAUAUUUGCAAAACUCAAGGGCGGCAUAAAGAAAGUUGCUAGCUCUUUGGGGUUCCUGUAAAGGUGUCUUAUGAAUUUGCUUAAGAACGAGAAUGAAUGGUAAACUUGCAUAUUGUUGAAUGAUGUUGUAAGUAGGAUAAAGACAGCAUUUGCAGGUAAACACGCCUUUAGAAUAUCAAGUAUAAUGAGUGUUUAUGUUAAAAAUCAGAACUGCUCCAUUAUAUAUAGAGAUUUUACUGAUUUUACGAAACAAGUAUCUGAAUUCUUGUAUUUUAUGAGCGACAGUGGGGUUAACACAUGAAUUCUUUCACGAGUUUCCUACAAUCAGUAUGACGCACUUGCAAGUGUGAUAAUUUAUUUAAUACCCAUUAUUUCUUAAUCGUUUUGAGCUUCCUUUGCACUGAUCACAACCGCCGCCUUAAAAAAACACGAUUGUCGAAUGAUGUCAGCCAUCUGCAGCUAUGAUGUUGUUUCUAGUGAGACGUCCUUCCGACAUGACGUCAGAAUAGCAUUCGAAUGACGGCAAAGAUGGCGUAGGGAUGACUCAAACAAUACAAUGGUGCGCGUGAAGAGAUAUUUGGACUAUAUUGCACAUACAAUUUUUAUUAACUCGGUUAUUUCUAACACAAUGGGUAAUAAUAACACUUAUGAUAAUCUAAAUAUUCGUCUAAUCACUAUUUUGGUAGUUUGUGAUACUGCAGUGUAUUUUAGUUACUUAUGUUCUUGGUUUUGUAACAAUCACUAGUACUAAAUAAAUCUUGUUUAACAGUCUAAAAUCUCUCUCUUCAAUCUAUAUGUCUGUGAUAUGUUUAAUAUUCUAGAACCGUCUAUGUUGUCCUAUGGGUUCGAGCCUCGGCCGCGUCAUACCAAAAUACGUUAACA